Messenger RNA from Eupeodes corollae, 3910 nucleotides. RefSeq lists its product as uncharacterized. Gene Ontology annotation, cellular component: membrane. The record is from RefSeq and is a predicted model, not a curated record. Lineage: Eukaryota; Metazoa; Arthropoda; Insecta; Diptera; Syrphidae. Gene Ontology annotation, molecular function: oxidoreductase activity, acting on CH-OH group of donors; flavin adenine dinucleotide binding. Bases 391 to 3849 code for a protein of 1152 amino acids. The transcript has 10 exons.
ACUUUAGUUACACCGAGUGUCGUCGUCGCGAUCGUUUCAAUUUCAAGAGCGUCAAGAAGAAGCAACAUUUUUGUUUUUUUUUCUUUCGCUUUAAAUUUUGUUUAAAGAAACUUCUUCGUUUUUCUUUUUACUGCCGACGAAUGUUUUAUUUAUUUCAAUUUUUUGAAAAUUCGGGAAAACUUAAGUGUUUCAAAAAAAGAAUUCCUCGAGAAUUCUAGUGAAAAAAAAGUGUUUCAAAAAGAAAUAUAGAAAAAUAAAAAGAAGAAGAAAGAAAUCCAAAACGUGUCUCAUAUUUUAAUUUAGGUGAUUUUUUUUGGUUAUAAUUGUUUAACCAAAUUUUAAAUAUAAGGAAAUAAGUUUUUUAUUUAAUAAAAAACAAACAAACACAAAAUGCAUGGCCAAAGGAAUAAAUGGUGUACAAAAUUGUCGAGCACAUUUCUACGAAAAUGGUGGAUCACAAUAGCAUUUGCAGUAUGCCUAAUUAUCCUUGGUAUUCUAGUCGCAUGUGGAUUUUCAGCACUCAUCAGACAAAUAAUUGACCAUCAGGUGGCGCUGAAGGAAGGAGGUCAAACAUUCGGUUGGUGGUCAAAACCACCAGUUGAACCAAGAAUGUCAGUUUAUGUCUACAAUGUCACAAAUGCCGAUGAAUUCCUCAAUAAUGGUUCAAAACCAAUUCUAGACGAAUUGGGUCCAUAUGUUUACACUCAAUCGUGGGAAAAAGUCAAUAUCAUAACAAAUCGCAAUGGAACUCUUAGUUAUAAUUUAAAAAAGGUCUACAUAUUCCGUGAUGAUUUAUCAGUGGGAUCUGAAGAUGAUGUUGUUAUUGUGCCAAAUAUUCCCAUGUUAAGUGCAACAUCACAAAGUAAACAUGCCGCAAGAUUCUUGAGAUUGGCAAUGGCAAGUAUUAUGGACAUUUUGAAGAUCAAACCAUUUGUUGAAGUUUCUGUGGGACAACUUUUAUGGGGCUAUGAAGAUCCAUUAUUGAAAUUGGCCAAGGAUGUUGUACCAAAAGAACAAAAAUUACCAUACGAAGAAUUUGGUUUGAUGUAUGGCAAAAAUAGUACAUCACUUGAUCGUAUUACAAUAUUCAGUGGAGUCAAUGAUAUCAACAAAUUCGGUAUAAUUGACAAGUACAAUGGUCAUUCAUACCUGCCACAUUGGGUUGGAGACGACUGCAACCGACUGAACGGAACCGAUGGAUCCAUUUUCCCACCUCAUCUAGACCACAACCGCACUUUGCACAUUUACGACAAGGACUUGUGUCGUCUUCUGCCUUUGGUCUUCCAAAAGGAAGUAGUAACUAAGGGUGGUGUUAAGGGGUACCGUUUCACACCGCCAGAGACUGUUUUCGCCGAUGCCGAAACACACCCUGAAAAUAUGUGCUACUGUCCCGGUGGUCCUGGCUCAUGUGCUCCAAACGGAUUGUUCAAUGUUUCAUUGUGUCAAUAUGAUUCACCAAUCAUGCUAAGUUUCCCACAUUUCUACCUCGCUGACGAUAGCUUACGAACAGCCGUCGAAGGUAUUUCCCCACCAGAAAAGGAGAAACAUCAACUUUUCCUUGAUGUCCAACCAGACAUGGGAACGACCCUACGUGCCCGUGCUAGAAUUCAAAUCAAUUUAGCUGUCAGUCAAGUGGUUGACAUCAAACAAGUGGCCAACUUCCCCGACAUCAUUUUCCCAAUUAUGUGGUUCGAAGAUGGAGUCGAUGGUCUUCCCGAAGAGAUUACAGACUUAAUGAAUUUUGCUUCAACUGUCCCACCAAUGGCCAAGCAAAUCCUAAUGAUUGCACUCUUCCUACUUGGUGUUGUUCUUCUUGUUCUAGCAGUUUUCUGCCUUAUACGUGGCUCAAACCGACAGAGUACAUUACAUUUGGAAAAUUCAAAUUACCUCGCAACGGCGCAAGUCGAUUUGGCCAAAAAGAAAGCAAAAGAAAAUAAACACUCGUGCUGGUUGUUCAACUCUAACGAUAUGCUGAAUUUUGUCAAAUUUGGAUUAAGUUGCCUUUUGGCGACAGUUUUACUUUUUGCUAGUGCUGGCAAUGCACAAAUUGCAAACGCUGCUGUGAAUCUUUUAACUUUUGGCCUAAAUGCUAAGGAUUUCAUUUCUGAGGAACUUCUUCCAGCUGAUUUGCCACCUCAAAAUGCCAGUUACGACUUCAUCAUUGUGGGAGCUGGACCAGCAGGUUGCGUUCUGGCAAAUCGACUCUCUGAGAACCCUAAUUGGACUGUUUACCUGUUGGAAGCUGGAGGAAAGGAAAACUUCGCUCAUGACAUUCCAGCUUUGGUGUCACUUCUCCAAAAGACUAAUUCCAACUGGGGAUAUAAAUCCGUUCCACAAAAAAAAUCUUGCUUCGGUAUGUACAACAACGAGUGUGCUCUUCCUAGGGGCAAGCUUCUAAGUGGUACCAGUGGAAUAAACUUUAUGAUUUACAAUCGUGGAAAUAAGAGAGAUUUUGAUCGUUGGGCUGAAGCAGGAAACUACGGAUGGUCUUACGAUGAUGUCUUACCAUAUUUUAAACGAUCGGAAGCUGCAAAUUUAAAAGACCUUGAAAAUUCCCCAUAUCAUAAUACAACUGGUCCUCUAAGUGUUGAAGAUGUUUCAUACAGAACUAAAAUAGUUGAUGCUUUUGUUGAGGGAGCUCAAGAAGCUGGUCAUAAAUUGAAUGACUACAAUGGAGAAUCACAGAUGGGAGUAUCAUAUGUUCAAGCCACAACCAAAAAAGGUCACAGGCACUCAGCUGCAAAGGCUUAUUUGGACCCAAUUAGUCAGGAACGAAAGAAUCUCCAUAUAUUGACCUUUGCAACCGUUCUCAGGAUUCUAAUUGAUACUGCUACGAAUUCAUCUUAUGGAGUUGAAUUCUUGUACAGAAACAAAAAGUACACCAUUCGAGCUAAGAAGGAAGUUAUUCUAUCAGCAGGUGCCUUCAAUUCUCCACAGUUGCUGAUGCUUUCCGGAAUCGGUCCUAAUGACGUACUUACAUCUGUUGGGAUUCCAAUAAUCAAAGAACUUCCGGUUGGAAAAAUUAUGUACGAUCACAUGAGUUUCAUCGGCCCAGUUGUCACAGUAAACACAACCAGACAGACACUAUAUGCCACCCGUUUGGGACCAAUUGACUAUCUGCGGUACAAAACUGGUAGUCCUUCAACACGAUUCUCGACCAUAGGUGGUGUGGAAUCAUUGGCUUUUAUCAAAACCCCUAAUUCAACGGAACCCGCUGAUAUGCCAGAUAUUGAAAUAAUUAUGGCUUCAACAGGCUUUGCUGGUGAUUUUGGAACGGGAUUGAAAGAAGGCGCCAAUCUGAAGGAUACAAUUUACAAUACCAUGUUUAAGCCACUUGCUGAUAAAUUUCAAGAUCAUUACACAAAUUUGAUUUUGCUGUUCCACCCUAAAUCAUUUGGGUACAUUUCAUUGUUGAACAAUGAUCCAACAACUCCACCAAUUAUCGAUCCUAACUAUUUCGCAGUGGAUGAAGAUAUUGAGGUAAUUUUGGAGGGUGUCAAGGAAGCAAUUCGAAUUACAGAAACUCCUGCUAUGCAAAAGAUCGGUGCAAAAUUGCAUGAUAUUCCAACACCAGGCUGUGAAGAUCAAACAUUUGGAAGUGAUGAUUAUUGGAGAUGUUCGAUUAAGGUUCUUUCUUAUACACUGCAUCAUCAAGUGGCCACUUGCAAAAUGGGACCGUCUAGUGAUCCAACAACCGUUGUUGAUCCACAAUUAAAGGUGCACGGUGUGAGGAAAUUGAGAGUUGCUGAUACAGGAAUCAUACCAAUUCCACCAACAGCUCAUACCAAUGCUGCUUCGUUUAUGAUUGGGGAAAAGGCUGCCGAUAUGAUAAUAGCAGAGUGGCAGUAGUUUAUUUCAAAUAAAAAAAUCAUUUGAAUAAAUAAAAUUAUUCUAGCAGUUUUGAAAUAGA